Monodelphis domestica (gray short-tailed opossum) is the source of this 11369-nucleotide messenger RNA. NCBI's taxonomy places the organism in Eukaryota, Metazoa, Chordata, Mammalia, Didelphimorphia, Didelphidae. The record is from RefSeq and is a predicted model, not a curated record.
CUUAGAGAUGGGUCUGGGUAAGACAAAGUUCAUUCAGUGAAUCUGUGACCGAUGAAGCCAAAAGUCCUGCCUGGAUCAGUCUUACCCUAUGAAGGCUCUCCAUGGAACCCAACUCCAUGAAAGUUUUGGAAGAAGCUUGAAUGAGACCUUGGAGAGCUAGAAAUGCCUUAGAGCCUGCCUGGCUAAGAAUCAGAGAAGACUCCAUGCCCAUUUUAUUAAUCUCACACUCGCCUAUUAAUAUUACUGAGUUAUGCAAGUGCAGAUUUUGAAGAGGACAAUAGAGAGAUAAGAUGCUCCGAGUCAUUUACAGUGGUCUUCAAAAGAAAAACUUCUAGUGCUCUACUCUUGCCAUACUACCAAACUUCUUUGAUUUUGUUUUGGUGCUGAAACACUGGAAGAAUUGCAUGUAGGCUCUAAGAGAAGGAUCUAUCUCUUUUUCAUUUUAUCAUUCUAUCUGAAUGGAACGGGUUUUGUGUCUUAUUGCCCACCUUAUUUUAAAGCUGCUUUAACACCUUCUAAAUUGCUUAAUGAAUUGGGCCUUUUGCCAAUGAGCCACACAGCCAAUUCUUGCCAAGAGCUGGUUGAAAACUGUGCCGUGCAUGUAGCAGGGAUGGCACAAGAAGACAGCCAUCGUGGUCAAGUGCCAUCCACAUUUUAUCAUGGUGCCAACCAAGAACUUGACCUGUCCACCAAAGUGUACAAAAGGGAAUCAGGAAGCCCUUAUUCUGUGUUAGUGGACACCAAAAUGAGCAAACCACAUCUCCAUGAAACAGAAGAACAACCUUUUUUCAGGGAAACCAGAUCAGUGGCCGAAGUACGUGCUGUUAAAGAAGACCAAGAGAACUCUGAUGACCUUGAAGAAGAAGAGGAAGAAGUAACUUAUAAAAGGGAACAGAUUAUAGUAGAGGUAAAUCUUAACAACCAAACAUUAAAUGUAUCUAAAGGGGAGAAGGGUGUUUCCUCUCAGUCCAAAGAGACUCCAGUUCUUAAAACCAGCAGUGAGGAAGAAGAAGAAGAGAGUGAGGAAGAGGCCACUGAUGAUAGUAAUGACUAUGAAGAGAAUGAACGGCAAAAGAAAAAGGAGAAGAGAGUGGAGAAAGUCAGUGUUGCACAAAGGAGAACAAGGAGAGCUGCAUCAGUUGCAGCAACUACCACUUCCCCUACACCCAGAACAACAAGAGGCCGUAGGAAAAGUGUAGAGCCUCCCAAACGUAAGAAGAAGGCUGCAAAGGAGCCAAAGGCACCAGUGCAGAAAGCUAAGUGUGAAGAGAAAGAGACUUUAACUUGUGAGAAGUGCCCCAGGGUAUUUAAUACCCGCUGGUACCUGGAGAAGCACAUGAAUGUCACUCAUAGGCGCAUGCAGAUCUGUGACAAAUGUGGCAAGAAGUUUGUCCUGGAAAGUGAGCUGUCCCUUCAUCAGCAAACAGACUGUGAAAAAAACAUCCAGUGCGUUUCCUGUAACAAAUCAUUCAAGAAGCUCUGGUCCCUUCAUGAACAUAUCAAGAUUGUCCAUGGAUAUGCAGAAAAGAAAUUUUCCUGUGAGAUUUGUGAGAAGAAGUUCUAUACCAUGGCUCAUGUGCGGAAGCACAUGGUUGCACAUACAAAAGAUAUGCCAUUUACAUGUGAAACCUGUGGAAAGUCAUUCAAACGCAGUAUGUCACUCAAGGUGCACUCCCUGCAACAUUCUGGAGAAAAGCCCUUCAGAUGUGAGAACUGUGAUGAAAGGUUUCAAUACAAGUACCAACUUCGCUCCCACAUGAGCAUUCACAUUGGACACAAACAGUUCAUGUGUCAGUGGUGUGGCAAGGACUUCAACAUGAAACAGUACUUUGAUGAGCACAUGAAGACACACACUGGAGAGAAACCUUUUAUCUGUGAAAUCUGUGGCAAAAGUUUCACCAGCCGCCCAAACAUGAAGAGGCAUCGCCGAACUCACACAGGCGAGAAGCCCUAUCCAUGUGAUGUGUGUGGCCAGCGGUUUCGCUUCUCCAACAUGCUCAAGGCUCACAAGGAGAAGUGUUUUAGGGUUACCAGCCCUGUGAACAUCCCACCUGCUGUCCAGAUCCCACUUACAACUUCCCCAACCACCCCCGUCCCUUCCAUCGUGAACACACCCACAACCCCUACCCCACCAAUCAAUAUGAAUCCAGUAAGCACUCUUCCCCCACGGCCCAUCCCCCAUUCCUUUUCACACCUUCACAUUCACCCACAUCAUCCUCAUCACCUUCCUAUCCCUCCAGUCCCUCAUCUACCCCCACCUCCAGCUCUUUUUAAGAGCGAGCCUUUAAAUCAUAGAGGCCAGAGUGAGGACAACUUUCUGCGACACCUGGCAGAGAAGAACAGUUCAGCACAACAUCAUUAACAAAUAUCUUCUUCAAUCUGUUGUCCCUUGGGAAUGCACCUACUUAAGAGUUUGCAGAGUGGGAGUUGAUGAGGUUGUCUAUAGCCCUCUCCCACUCCCUCUUAGCCUCCAGCAAAAGAGCCUUGUCAUGGGCUUGGUGUACCAGCAGAUCCAAGUGAAUGAAUUGAGAAGACUAUCUUUGUCUUAUAGAGGAGGAGGAUCAUCAUCAAAACCAGGGGAGCCAAUGGAACUAAAGCCCAAUAUGCUUGCGUUUUACUGAUGACUUUUAUAAAUUUCAAAUAUUGAGACUUGUGGAAUUUUAUAAUUUCAUAUCAGCUGAUGAGGUAUGCUUGCUUUUAUAUCCUGGACUUCUCCUCAAAGAGGAGACAGGCCUGGUUUCCUUUUACUAAUCGGGAAGGCUGUGAGAUUAAUCCAGAGCAUUAAUUGUAUCACUGUGUAUUGUAACAAAUUCUUUUCAGCUUUUGAUGCCAGCAGCAAAGGUGGACUGGCUAUGUAUCACAGUAUAUCAAGCAUUAUAGAGAAAGACAAAAAUUUCUUGUUUGUGUAGCUCUCUCCUAACGCACUCUUUAUUUUACUACAGAAAUUAUUUUAGAGUUUUUGUAUAGACCUCUUUAGUAGUUACCCGUUUCUAAAAGAAAUGUAUUUCAAUAAGCAAUGUAAUUUUUUUCAGUGUAGCUGGACCUAUGUUGUAAAAUAGAAGAAUUUUUAUAAUCAUCAAAAUGUGAUUCUUAAAGAUGCAUAUAGCUUCUAUAGUUAAAAGUUAUCCUUACAUCCGUACUACUCAAAGGUGCUUCAGAGACUAAAUGUAUCUGAGAAGGUCUCCAGGCCAGAUUGCUGCAAAAAUUAUGUUUUGCUUUCAGAACUUGGUAUAAAUUAUUUGGUAAUUUUUAAAUCUCCACUCCCCACCCAAGUGUCUUAGGCUCACAGAAUAUGCUCCUUUAGCUUAGGUGGAGUAUUCUAUGAAAUGUUUUGAAAAGAAAUGAGUCUCUUUCCAAGAAAGACACUGAGAAGAGCACACACAUUUUGAAAAUGAGAAGAGUUACUCACCACCUAGAAAAGGGCAGGGAGUGGAAGAUUGUCUCAUGUCAGUCAUGUCUGUUCCUCAUUCUCAUUAGGAACAGUGUUCAUGUUUAACUUUUAUGAUAUGACUAAUUUGAGGCUCAUAUCAUGUGCUGCUUGUUUUGAGGUUGCUUUCUUUUUCUGGAGUUGUUAGGAGAAGGAAAAAUACUACACUCGAAUCACAAACAUGAUGUUGCUGAUAGAGGCUGAAGAGGCAUUUAGAUGAGAACAUAAGCUGGUCAUGAUUGAAGAUGUCUUUUAUCACUGGAAUAUCCACAACUUGGAGCUUUUCUAACAUGUACAAUAAUAGCAAGGGAAAACUCGUAAGAUUUCACUGUCCUAAGCAAAUGUUUCUAAAGGUGGCCAAUUUGAACAAGUAAUAGAGAUGACAGCAGCUCUAAUCCUUUCAGACUAGUAAUUUUUUCAGUUUGGUGUUAUUCCAACAAGAGUCAGCAGUUUAUUAUAGGGAAUGGUUCAACAGAAGGCCUUGCACAUUGGUUAUAUUCAAUUGCUAUAUGGCUCUCCUAUUUUUUCCCCCCUUCCAUUUUAUUUAAGUAGACCUGACUCUUACAGUAAGCUUAAGAAUUGGCAUUGCCCCCACUUCAGAGAAUUGAGAUUAGAUUGUCAUUGUCUUUUUUUAGUUUUGUGCUUUUCUCUUAAAUUCUCUUAAAUUCCCCAGUGUUUCUCUUCCCUCCCCUAUAUUUUCAAAUCACUGCUUCUACCAAUACCUAACCUUUGAAGGUCUAUUAAAAAAAAAAGUGCAAUUGUGUUAGAGGUUCUCUUCUGGCUCAUGGACUUUGUGUUAUUACUUAAAACUGAGGGUUAAAAUUCCUGUUUUAAACAUCAUACUUUUCUAUUCCAAGUUUCUUCUGAUUUGUUACCUUUGUUGUGAUUAGCAUAAGAAGCUUUUGGAAUUGGGGAGAAAAGGCAGCUCUGACUAAUAUAGCUUCCUAUUUUGUGUGAAAGCCUUAAAAAGUUGGGACAGUUUUUUAAAGAGUUAUUUCUCUUGAUAUUUGGAUACAUUUUGAAAGCUCCCAGAUGCAUAAGCCAGUAAGGAAAGCUAGGUCUUUGUAUGAGUUAUCCUUGGUGGCUGCUCUCCCAUAAAAUCCUUGCAUUCCAUGCCAUACUUGUCUACAUUUUUAUGUAGACAUGCCACUAUUUUAUGGUCAGACUUGUUUAAAAUGCUUUAUUAUUUUAAAAAUAUAUCUCAGUUAAAUUAUAUCUUUGUUUUAAACAACUUUACAGUAUUGGGCAGCCAUUCUGAAUUAUAAUUCAAGAACAUUUUAUUGUCCUUUUCCAAGGAAUACUAUAAUGAUGCACUGGGAAUUUCAGGUGGUCCUACCUGUGAUUUGGAAAUUGAGCGAAUAUCUAACCUCCUAAUAAAGAUUACCCCCAACAUGGGAAAUCCAGUAUUAACUACCAUCCUAAAAGAACUCAAAUAGGCUAUCAAGAAAGUCUGCCAAGAUUGUCACAAAAAAAAAAAAACUUUAGUAAAAGUCAUUUUGGAGCAACCUUAAAACAUCCCAAUUCUUGUCUAAUUUUUUUUUUCUGGGUUUUGACUUUACUUGACUGGCAUCUGUGAUUUUAAGGGAAAGUACUCUAGAGAAUCUAAUGUGUCUUUAUAAUUUUCACAUUUAAAAUGAAUCAUGAGACACAUUACAAAAUAAUAAUGAGUGCUUCUGAAUAUGAAAACUACAGGAUUAAGCCUUAAACAAAGACCUGUGUCAGGUUAAUCUAAAAACUCAGGAACUCAAAUUUGAAGAUUUGAUUUAUAGUCCUUACUUGGCUUCCCUAGAGAUAUGUGGGCUUCCCUUUCCCCUCUGCCCUACCUACCAAAAGUCCCAUAUCCUGCAAACUGUUCAGAAUGAUUAACUAGAUAUUCACUGAUUUAUGAAUGAAGAAUUUGGAGGAGUUUGGUUUCUAGUCUUUGCUAUAUAUGUCUUUACAUAAGUCUAAAGGACCUUGAAGGCCACAUUAUGAAGUGUAUUUAAGCAUUACAGUGAUAAUAAACAAGGCUGUCUGUCAUUAUGUACUCUGUCUUUGACAGUUGCUAUCCUAUUGCUUAAAAUAUGACUUAUUUGAAGAUACAGAGACAUUUUUGAGUUAAGGUAGUAUACAUUUUCUUUAGUUUUUUCCAUGACAUAAAAACUCAAAUAAGAAAUCUUAGCCCAUAAUGUAAAAUUGCUGCUUUACCUAGUUGAAUCAGGUUAGCUCAUAUUGAGUGAUGUUUUUUGGUUUGAACAAUGGAGAAGAGGUAAACAUGACCUAAGUCUUAUGGCACAUAGCUUCACUGCCACAUAUAGAUUUGUGACUUCAUUCUUGCAUACUUUUAAUGAGGAAAGACUUCCACAUAAAACUUUAUUAUAGUAUCAAAAGAAACUUUUAGAGAAUUAGUAGCAUGUAGUUUGUUUGAAGCCUCCCAUUUUGCAUUAAGUAUUCUAAAUAAAUGGCUAGGCAUAAAAGUACUAUACUUGUACUUCAUGCAUUGGAAGUACCUUUCCAAGACUCUCCCUUUAAUUUGGUUGUUUGUUCACUUACUGUGUGCCUGGUAUACUGAAGAUGAUAUCCUCUGUAAAAGAGAUGCUUGCAAAUAUUUAAUUUCCUAAUCCCUUCUCCCCUUCCACUUACCUGAUUUUUUAAAAAGUUUUCGUAUUUGUUGGUUGGAUGUUUGUGUUUCAUUCCUUUUAAUCUCAUUGGCAGUUUCUGAUUUUCAGAUAAUACAAUUGUCAUGAAACUCAUCAAAGAAGUAUAUUUAUUACAUCUUGCAAACUCAUGUCAAUUUGAAAGAUAAAGAAUAAUAGAUGUUGUGUAACAUCAGACUACCCUUAUUAAAAUUAGAGAUAACUCUGCUUUAUCUACUAUAAAUAAGGUAUUAUACUAUGUAAAGUAAGUUAGAUUUGUGUACCCACAAAAUAAGCAUUUUGAUGCUCAAUCAUGAGAAUGUUUGACCAAGGGGGAUAAAUUGCUUUUAAGAAUUCUGCCAAUUGCAUUUAAGAUCAUCUCACUUGGAAUUCUGUAUAUUUUACAACUGAACAAAUUGACAUUGACAUUUAAUUCUCCUUUGAAAAACUCCUUCCUUUGCUGAACCAAGAUUAGAAAUCUCAUUAAAAAAUAAAAGCAUUUUUUCAGUAAUGGAAAGGUCAUAGGUUAUUAUAUAUAAUAACAUAAUUAUGCAAUAAUAGCUUCUAAGCUAGUCUGCUUCUGUCAUCUGUAGCAUUUACAAUAAUUAAUGAUGACCUUCCAACCCUGGAUUACUACCUCGAUAAAGCAAACCAGAGGUCCUCUCUCCCCUUAUUAUGGAAGCCAUAAAAGUUACCACCAAUAUGUCCAUUUUCAUAGUUCCUUACUUUUGUACUCUAUAAUCCUGACUUUUUAUAGACCUUGCAAUUGGAUCCUUUUGUCAUAGAGGGGGAAAAGGCUUUACAAGUUUGGACCAGCAUGGAACUUUAGCUCCUUUGGUUUAAAUUUGGAGGACAGGUGAAUUCACCAUGUGAAUCAAAUUCCCCAUUGAAGUCAAACCAUUCUACCCAUCUGUAUUUUUUAUUGAUGGAAAACUAGCUUUCCCCCACCUUUCCUAUUCUUUAAGUUUCUUACUUUAUUAUGGAAUUAUUUGUGGAGUGAAAUUCUACUUUGUUGCUAUAUUGAUUAAUAAUUGGUGUCAUCAAAUAACCUUUUAAAUUGUUUUGUUUCCUUAAUUUUACAGAAGUAAAUGCAAACCAAUCUUCUCUUUCUUCCAUCAUUGCAGCUUAAGCCCUCUCUCAUUCUUGAGUGCCUUGAAGAAACCAGCAUUCCUGGAAAAUUUUCUCCCUGGUUUAGAUCCUACCUCUGCUUUAUUUUCCAUGAGUGUUGGAUUUUGUCUUUAGUCCAUUUGGUUUAGCUCUUCAAAAACUAAAUAAAGCCUCAAACAGAAAUUUCAAACAUCUGAGUCCUUUCCCCUGAUUUUCUAGUUUUUACCAUAUAGCAGCAGGUUAUAUUAGUUUUACCCUAGACAUUCACCUCAUGUUUCCCCAAUAACAGAAGUUAUUGUGUCCUGACUCCUAACAUCUGCUUCCUUAGCCAGGAAAAUUAAAUUCAUUGUAUAUUUCAUGUACCGUUUUUGCUUAUCUUGGUCUUCCUAAAUUCUUCCCCUUUCAUUUAAGGGGAUGGGCUUCAAUGCUGCUGUUGCUAUAUAUCUUUUCUCACUUGCUCUCACUCUCCUUUCAAGAAUCAGUUUGCAGAUUUGUCUUUGACAUUUUCUCUAACUCAAAUCUAAUUCAAAAUAAUUUCUUCAUUUUUUCAGAACUCUUUUUAACUUGACUGCUUACUUUUCUUCCUCAUUCCAUGAUCACUUGUUUUUUUUCUCUUUGGAAUACUAGUCCCAAGAUAAUUUCAAUUCCUUUUAAAAUUCUUACUUUAUUCCCCCCCCCCCCAACUAUUUCUCUGCCUCUCUUACAGUCUUCUCUUUCUCAUCCAACUUCUUAACACAUUGUGUAGCUAUAUCUUUUUCUAGUUUUCCCUAUGAUUGAUCUUUACAGUUUAAUUGUGUAUACUGUAUAUAGUAUAAUCCUCAGUGUGAAGGACAUUAAACAAAAAUAAGGGUUACUUUAUGAUCUUGAAUGUGACAUCAGGGUCUGAUUGGUAAAGCAUUUCAGCAUUGUGCUUUGCUGCCACAGAAGGGGCUUGUGCUGAGCAUAGACCUUUCUUCCUUUAUUCUUGCCCCAAACUGAAAACAAAAUCUUUAAAGAAAUGAGGAAACUAGAUUGUUUUUGUUGUUGUUGUUUUAAAGAAAUGCAAACCAUUAAUCUGAAUAUUUUUGCUGUCAUCAAAACCUUUGUGUUCUCUUUUUAAGAUUGCUGCUUUCCCUAAAUUCAUUGUGAGUAGUUCUUGGACUUUUCAAGUCUGAUUAAACUCAUAAGAGGAAAAGAAAGGAUGUGUUGAGGCAGGAGACCAGAGAAUAUAACAAUUUUGGCUUCCUGAUUCUUUUUGUCUGAUAUCCUUCCCUCCUUCCUGUUACCCUUGUUACUGGUUGGCCAAGGAGAAGAUUCAUAGGUAGUUGAAGGUUUAGCUGGCCUUUUUGGAAGAGGAGAUUUAGUUUAUAAACCAAGUAAUUUUCUUCAUCUAAAUUAACAAGCAUAAAGAUAUAUUCAUUACAUCAGAAACUUUUUUCUUAUAUGCUUCAUUUUCACUCAAUUUGUUUUCUUAAUAUUAACACUUGAGGUGUUUGUUGGCUGCAUUUUUAGCUAUUCUUUUAAUUCUGUGCAGGCAGAGAAAAGUGAUGAACUUUUGGAUGAACUAAAUCAAGUCUGUCAAGAAAACUUGAUGGUUUGUUCUUUCGAUGAGAAGAAAAGUUUUGCAACAGUCAGCAGAGGGGGCCCUUGUUCUUUGGAGAGGCUGUCUCACAGCCUGCCUGAUCCAAGGUUACUUUAUACUUGUGAAGACCAUCUCUAGUGGGAAUAGGGAUAUAUGAUAUAUUACUUUCCUGAAGGUAGAAUAAGAGAGGAAGUGGCAAAAAGAAGUGGUUGGAUUUUGCUUAACUUUGUAAGGGCAUCAAGCUACUCAAUGCUUAUCUUUCUCAUCAGCUAGAGACAGACUUGACAGACUGAAUGUGUUGAGGAAGAGAAGUGUUCCUGAAAGUACAUCUCUUAUCUGGUUAUCUAUCUUUAAUGGGGGGAUGUUUCAAGGGAGAAGCUUAAAAAGCAGCAUUGAGGUCCCAAAUCACAUUUUGCAUAGGACUUAAGAAACCAACCUGUUUACAUUUGAAAACUAGUAGGAAAUGAUUUCUACCUAGAACCUAACUUCCCUAGAAAUUCUCAUAUUUUCUGCUUUAUCAUUUGAAUCAUUCUUGAUUUAGACUAUGAGUUUAAAUGAUGUAGUAUGAUUUCAGGGUUUUCUGCUAAGGUUGUACCUUUGAAUUACUACAUAGGCAGCCUCUGAUCUGAUCAAUGCCUUUCAAUCUUCUGCAUUUAAUGUGCAUGUGCAUUUUAUUCAUCUUUUUGCUUGGGCUAUACAAUUACUGAUCACUCUGUCACUAUUCAACAGUACUCUGCUUGCCCACAGGGGAGCAGCAGGAACUUUUAAAAGUUUCUGUUGUGGAACAGACAGCUCAUAUAUUAUGUAACUUUCUUUACUUCUCCUCCUCCCUGCUUAUUUCAGUUUUUACCUAUAACUUUUGGUUCUGAAACUUUCUUUUCUUGCUCCCCACUUUCCCUCAUCUUAAUUUUCUCUUGUAACUACAAUCUCUGCCCCAAUUCCCUUGAUUUAGGCAGACUGGUAGGGAAUACUUUGACACCAUAAGUCAGGGAUGUUUUGGGAGCAUGAAUUGGGCAGGGUAUCCUGACUAGCCUGUUUAAAUAAUAAUGCCCAAUGAUGAGAGCCAGUCUUUUUCCAUGUAAGGUAGAAGUUUUUUCUCCAGAGUCCUUGUAUUCGGAAUGCCAAAGCAGGAAGGCAAUCUCAUUUUCUCUUUCGUGCCCCUCUUUCCUUAAACUCUUCUCUCCACACCACCCCUUAUUUACAGUAGUUGGAGAGAAUAUGAUAGACCAUGAAAUCAUUAAUUCUCAGGAGUGGGGUGGAGGUGGGAAUAUUCUUAUCAUUUUGAAUUUAGUAGGAAGGAGAUUCAAAGCAAUUUUGGCCCCAUAGUUUAGGAUAAGUAGUUAUACCUCCCUAUCUCAGCUCCAAAUGGAUAACUGUUACACCAGGGUUAUUAUUUCCUAUGUCAGACCACAGGCCACGGCCCUGGGAUGGCAUCUAUAGCAGGUACUCCUUCAGCUUGGAAUUUAACCUGGUACCAUGCUCUGUUAGGCUAGGGACAGACAAUCUAAAGUAGUAACUUAUCCACACUAUGACCAAGGAGGCUUAUUUAGGCUAAAAGGCAGCAUUUCCUCCUGCAUGUAUACAGUCAACCCAGGAGAAAUAACCAGGUGAAUAUUAGUCAAUGGAACAAGUGGCAUUUGUACCUAAAAGACUAGAUCUUACUCUGGUCCCUUUUAACCCAGCCUAAUCAGACUCUCAGAAAACUCACCAAGCACAGAGCAUUGAUAGUAUCUACUUGUAAUCCCAGCAUUUGAGAGAAGAGCACUAAAGCUGUGAUCAGUUUAGUAGCAGAUGUUUAGGUAUAACAUGUUUGUCCUCUGUUUUCUGUUUGUUUGUUUUUUCUCCUGACAGUUAUAGAAAUCACUUGCACUUUUCUUUAUUUCUUAAGGAAAAAAAUCCAGUUUGCUUGCCAGGAAUCGUUGAGCAUUAGGUUUACAAAGCUUGUUGUUGAAUGUUAAAAACUUGUCCAAAGGAGUUUGGCAAAAUAGAAGCUGCUUGGUCCCUGUUCUGCCUUCUCAGUCAUAAGGAUUAAGACUUUGUAGCUUGGAUGCUUGUGGCAAGUCCAGAACAGGGCAGCAUCCCUCUCCUACCUCUCUGUGGAGAUGCAAUUGAAGGUCAAAUCAGACUUGAUGUAGGGCAGGUAUCCCUCAUGCUGCAGCAAGUUCAAAGGAGUCUUUGAGUUGGGGAGGUGACAAAUAGGACAGGAUUUCUGGUCUGGAAAGAUCCCCAGGAGAGGCACUUUGCCCCCCUACCCCCACCCCCAGGAAUUGCAGUGAAGUAGAACAGAGCUCUCCUUUAGCAUUUCCAAACUAGCACAAGCUGUCUAGUUUCCCUGGGGCACUUUUUUCCUGUAUCCUGUCAGACCCGUUAUUGUAUUCUUUUCCCCUUGUGUUGACCAUACCAUAAUUAUUAUUUUUUUUAGCAAUUGAGAAUGCACUUUUAUUUCAACUCAAUCAUGAUUUUAAACAUAAAAAUUAUAGAUUGUUAAAACUACUUUUUGUGUAUUUUUAACCACUCAAUGUAGCAUUGUAUAUUUUAUUCUUGUGAGACUCUGGUACAAGGUGUGCCGAUUCACGAUAUUUCCGAGAUGCUGGGCCUUUGGAUGUGUACGGUAACCAACCUAAUGCUAAUGUUCAAAGUAAAAGAAGUAGCCAUAUCA